GCUGGACCAACGUCGACCUGUCUUCCCACCAUUUCGUGCAUAUUUCCUCUCCAAGGUAUUUCUGCGCUUGACCUGGAAAUUUCCUGAAAGUCAACAAGUUGAGAACAAUUUUGCAACUGUGUACGCCGCUGCGACGCUGCCUUGUCUUGGAGAUCAAAUCUUACUACGCUAUGGAAAAAAACCAGAAGGAUCAGGAACGGGAAAUAAAUUUGUUACUCCGACGGGCCAAGGAGAGUACUGAGAAGGGUUCUCCGCCCAGGAAGGCUGCUCUUCAGAAGCUUAUCGACAUGUCCCAUUCCUCCAGCGCUUACUUCAAGAUUCUUGCCGCCCAGAACAUCAAAUUUUUCUUCGCCGACUUUCCUGAGCUCGAAGAGGAUGCCAUCAAUGCGGUGUACGAUAUCUGUGAAGAUCAGUCUAGCAAGGUUAGAAAGGAAGGGUACCUCGCAAUUACGGGACUCUCAGCGGCUGAUAACGACUGGGUGAAACGAAAUACGGACGUGUUGUUGCAGUUGCUUCAAAGUGAGGAGCCGGAAGAAGUUGCUGUAAUCAAGACCGCUUUAAGGGAACACCUAGUCAUGGCGCCUUCCGUUACCCUUGGCGUAUUAUUUGACCAAAUCGUUCCCGCUGACGACAGUAUGGACGAAGAGGAAAUGGCCAUACGGGAACGGUUACGUGGGCUUGUGCUCGCGUUUAUGACGAACGAAGCCAAGGAAACUAUCAAUCAAAAUCCCAAGCUCAAUAAUCAAUUCGCGGAUGGACUUACGCUUGCUAUACCGCGAUUGGCUGAUAACGAAGCGGCAUCAUUUAUUCGAGAACACAUACUCCCUUUGUCUAUGUUUAGCUCGCGCUCUCGUCAGGGGAAUCUCCUCCUACAAGCCGUGAUACGGAAACUUGAGGCAUCGGACUUCAAGCGCUCCCCCCUGUCCACAACGACAAGAUCCUAUCUCAGUUUGGCCCAUCAUCUUGCUGUCGACAAGAUUGCUUCUCCUCUGGACCUUCUCAGAUUUUACUAUGGCUCCCUGACUUCAAAAAUAACACUGAUGAGAUUAUCCCAAGAUGAUCAGACACUAGUACUCUGUCAAUUGGCCGAAAUUCUGGCAGCGUGCGAAGAAGAUCUCAAAAACUCCCGACCACGGGAACGAGAACAGCUACAAAAGCAGGUUUAUGCCAUCGUUGAUGUUUCCCCCAUCUUUUUCGAGCGUUUAAGCGGUUCCAUCGACUCAAAUGAGCGAUCGAGGAAGGCCUGCGAGCUGCUGUUGAAUUCAUGUAUACAAGUAAGUACCUUUGAUGCAUCUUUUCCUUCUCUGAAUGUACUUGGCAGCGUAAAGCGCAGCAAGAAUGGGCUGUGCCCACAUCAAUUAGUUCAGCUGUUCAAGCCUUGUCGGCCAAGACCUCAAAUCAGGCACUUCAAUUACUUAUUAGGUCUCUAGCAUCCACAGUGGUCCCGACCUCCACCGCCACUACCGGUCCAUCCAAUGUUACAAAUAUAUCGGCGGCAACGAGGCCAGCCGCCCGGGCAUCAGUAGAUGUAUCACGCAAAAUGAGGAUAUCCAGUCGAGAUGCCGACCAUAUAAUGAACGACGCAUCCCCCCCAGCCAAUCCAAGCAAACGCAAUUCCCCCCG
Molecule: messenger RNA, 1623 nt
Organism: Guyanagaster necrorhizus
Lineage: Eukaryota; Fungi; Basidiomycota; Agaricomycetes; Agaricales; Physalacriaceae
Exons: 8
Coding region: 171-1430 (419 amino acids)
Biological process (GO): negative regulation of apoptotic process
Cellular component (GO): nucleus
Molecular function (GO): RNA binding
Source: RefSeq, a predicted model, not a curated record